This is a messenger RNA of Acanthocheilonema viteae, 3063 nucleotides long. The record is from the annotation of a GenBank genome assembly. Lineage: Eukaryota; Metazoa; Nematoda; Chromadorea; Rhabditida; Onchocercidae.
AUGUUUUUUGUCGAUUAUGUCUCUGCACAAUGUCGGGAAGAGGUAAAGAUAUUGUCUCGCAGUUCACAUGAAUCCAGAGUUGUCCGGAAUCUCUAUAUAUUCGAGAAUGAUACACAAAAAUGCGAUGCAGAAGAGUCUGUGUUGAUACCACUCCGAGCUCCUUUUUGUGAUUCUCAUGAUUUGAAUGUAACUUUUUCAUCCAUUGCUGUGUUACCAAAUGGAACCAACAUGUUACCUUACGUUUUACUUAACGUUUCUAUUUGGGUUAAUAAUCCAAUCUCCUCUGUUUUUCUCCGACUGGAAUGUUUAGAAGCUCCAAAUUUGGAGGACGAUUAUUGUCAUAAUCACGAGGAGCAAUAUCGAAGGUGGGGACGUAUGAUAUGGCCAUGUCGCUUUCUCACUCUUUCUGAACCGGAUCUUGUUAGCUACCCAUAUUUUCUUAGUUAUCAUUGUUUUCGACUUUCUUCUUAUUCUCAUUAUCGUUUGAAUGUGUCAUGUGCUCCAAAUGCAUGCAGGAAAUCGUUUAUUGUCACGAUACCAGAAGAAACUCAAGUGAAUCCUGCUAUAAAUCACUUUUAUGGUAAAGAUGCUGCAACUGGUGAUAAUUAUUGGUCACCACUUGCAUUCGUAGAUUUAACUUUGCGAGACAGAGUGCUAAUUCGUUAUGAGAAACAAUCAUCUUUGGUAUCUACUGGAAUUUCUAUUGCUGUUUUUGAAACGAUCGCUUCCACUUCUAUACAUCUCUUUACAAAUACAUUGGAUGCUACCGCUGUUGAAUAUGAGUGGAAGAAUGUCCCGGCCGGCAAUUUUACUGCGUAUUUAUAUGUCAGCCAAUUAAGCUGCGAUCUAAUAUGUAGCAAUGAUACUACGGAUAAGUGUAUUUUAUGUCCAAGUACAAGAAUUCAUUUCACGGUUGAGGAAGAUAAAAUCUGGUUGUCGGUAUCAGUAUAUGGUUUAUUACCUCAUGGAAUUUACAUCAUAGGUGCUGCAGUGGUGUGUUUUGCCUUUGCUACAGUUUUUUUGGUUCUUUUUUUGGCGGCCAGGCGCUUUCACAAAGUACCAUUGCGAGAAGUAUCACUUUCGCAGCGAACAACCGUUUUUAUCGUUUACACAGACGAUUCCAAACCUCAUUCUGAUUGCAUCGCUAUACUUGCAAAAAUAUUGCAGCACGAUGCAAAUGUGGAUGUGUUCUUAGACCAAUUUGAAUUAAAGUGCUCAGAAACAGUUCCGUUAAGAUGGUUUAUUAACAAAUUUGCAACAGCCAAUCAUGUAUUGCUUAUUUUUUCUGAGGGAGCAAAUGCCGUUCUUCGCGGAGAAAGUCUUAUUCAGCGGCAACCAUUUCCUGAAUUCUUUUCUGUUGCACUUAAUAUGUUACUAACGGAACACAGUAAAGAUGUAACUACACAAUCUGAAAAGUUGCUAUCAAAAGUGAGCCUACGCUUUGCAUUUGCCUAUAUGACCUAUUCUCCACCUUCGAUGAUCCCAGAAGAGCUUGCUUCUUUACCAAUCAGUAUAUUCAAAUUGCCUGAGCAGGCAUAUGUGUGUGUUGACAUUUCACAUUUGAAUAAUGCCGUAAAUGAAGUUGUGGCAUACCGACGUAAGAAUUCAGCUUGGUUAGUAGAAAGGUUACAAACGAACUGCAAGAACUCCGCACCUCUUUUAGCAUUACAAAAUGUUCCUUUCCAAUCAAGUCGUUCGAUGUUGACACCCGAAGAACAAAUUCACAUUGCGGAGACGUUGAAUUUGGAACCACCUGACAUCCAUACUUCGAUGAUGAAUAAUGUCGCAAAACGAAAAGCGACUGCAAAACGGGUGGAGAGGAAACAUGCUUGCCCAAGCUGCGAUGCAAGAUUUUCUUUUCCAAAUAAAUUACGCCUGCAUAUCAAAUCAAAUCAUUCUUUAGCAAAUGCUUGCGAACUGUGUCCGGAACGUUUUAAUCGUUUCAAUGAACUACGCACGCAUAUGCGUCGUGCUCACCAAAUUAUACAUCAGUGCCACUUAUGUGCAUAUUCAUCGAGUGUCAAAGCGGAAUUGAGGAGGCAUGUUGUCAAAUGUCAUGAAAACGGUGUUCGCUGCACAGUUGAUGGAUGUGAUGCAACGGUAGCUUAUAAUAGAUUGAGACGGCACAUCAAGGAAGCUCAUUGCAGUAGCUUUCAGAAUAGUCUGAUUGUAGAUCAUCAGAUGUUGGGAAAGUCAUCAAAAUCUGAAAAUAACCUUUCUGAAGAUCUUACAGAAGUAAAAUUUUCUUCAACAACAGAGGGGCCAGCUAUUACGAAUGUUUUUUCUCCGAUCGUCAGUGUCCAUCAUAACUUUCCGCCGGUGGACAAUAUGGAGAAAUUUACUAGCAAUGAUGCUCCAUUAAAAAUACCACCACAGAAUGUAGAGACGUCUACUCGUCUGUCUUUGGCAGUACAACAUGAUGGAACGAUAGUUGAAAGUGACUGCAGUGAUUACUGUGGUGAGACUGAAUCUGGAAAGGCAAUUAAAAUACAGGGAACUGAUUCCGAAAAUAUCUGUCAGGAAGAAUUUUUAGGAGUGUCGGCUGAACCAGAUAGUUUUGAAACGAAGGACCAAAUAAUAUCGAGAAAAAUAUCACUCGGUUGUACGGAAACAGAGCUUAAUUUUUUUCUUGAAGGUGGAUAUGAAUGCCAAAAAUGUGGGAAGGUUUUUAAUGAUGUUUAUAAUUCUCGGCGACAUUGGAAUCGCGUGCAUCUUAAAAAGUACGAAAAAAGAGUCAGGCUAAAAAAAUAUGCUUGCAAAAUUUCGGAAUGUACGCAACGUUUCUCAUGCCCUUCGAAACUUCAAGAUCACAUGUUGACUGUGCAUAACGAGGAUGCUCCAUUCGACUGUGGAACAUGCAACAGGAAAUUCAGUAGCCGUGCAUCAUUUGCUAUUCAUUUGAGGCGCUACCAUUUGGUGAGUAUUCGAAAUGUGCCAUAUGGAUUUAUGGAUGGAAUUAGUGUCAGUUCCGUUAGUAUCUCGGAUGAAAUUCAUGUUACUGCUAAGGAUAAUGUCGCUGACAUUGGUGUUGAUGCUAUUGAUAAUAUAUUGAUAAAAGAGUAA